AUGAGCGACGAGCAAAACUCACGAGAUAAAAUCAUCUAUGAAUGGUUUAUGAAAGAAACACAUGGCAAGAGUUAUCCACCAGUGAAGCCUGCAAUGCGAGAAGUUAUUCUGGAGGUUCUGGGUGAGGUAGCAGCUGCUGAUGGAAUAUUCAGUGAAGAGGAACGGAAAUGGAUAAUUGGUUUUGCUUCUACGUGUGGAUAUCCGCAAGAACUGCUUAAUAAAUUCCAAACAUAUGAACCAGGUCACUCAUCUGAAGUAAAAAAAUAUUUUCAGGAUGUAGAUUUGCCAUAUGUGCAAAGGUCUCGACUCUCCAUCGUCUAUUAUGGGCUCCGAGCUGCUAAUGCAGAUGGUGAAUUACAUGAAAAAGAAAUCGAAGCGAUUCAUGCUCUUGCUAAACAACUUGGUGUUACCGAUGAUCAACUACAACAAAUGCGUGCAAUAUGUGACGCAGAAGACAAACUUCGUGAAAAACGAGCAAAACUUCUUUUCCCAGAAGGUUGA
Molecule: messenger RNA, 501 nt
Organism: Rotaria sp. Silwood1
Lineage: Eukaryota; Metazoa; Rotifera; Eurotatoria; Philodinida; Philodinidae
Source: the annotation of a GenBank genome assembly